GAAGGGGUACGCACGGUCCCCGAGACACGUCAGGGCUCUGCUGGGUUUCGAUAUUGGAGCUACCUGAUGGAAGCAGCAGGGGCACCGCCUGGGACGGUCGGUGGCAGUUAGCGCAGACUGCGGGGGACACCAGGCGGGCUGCUUAAGCCCAGCCUACUUGUCCGGCAGGUGGAGGUGAGCAGGCGUAACCUGGGGACCAAAGCAGCCCGGACUUCUUCCUUUGGCCGCUAGAGGGGACUCCUCCAGAGCUUGGCCAGAGUCAGAAGACACGCCCUCACCCAUCUGCUUGGGGGAGAGACACCGCUUCCUUCUCCGGGAAGGCUGUAUGUAAAUCAACCAAAAGAGAUCAGAGGACUCCUUUGGCUGAGGAAGGGAGCAAGGCGGCUGCUGGAAGGAGGAGAACACCAGGAGACAUGGCUUCCAGUUCACACCCUGCCUAGCAGCAGCUCCAGAGCCCAGCCUGGCCCGGCAGGAUGUCCCACUAGACAGUCAUGGACGGAGCCCACAGUGCAGGUCUGCAGCUGCAGCCACUCCCACCCACCAGCGGCGCCACCUCCACGAGCCUGAGCAGCAGCGAAGGCUCCUUCUCCUACAAGGAAAACUUGAUCGGAGCACUCUUGGCCAUUUUUGGGCACCUGGUGGUCAGCAUUGCCCUUAACCUGCAGAAAUACUGCCACAUCCGCCUAGCAGGCUCCAAGGACCCACGGGCCUACUUCAAGACCAAGACAUGGUGGCUGGGGCUGCUCCUGUUGCUACUGGGGGAACUGGGCGUGUUCGCCUCCUACGCCUUUGCUCCACUGUCGCUCAUCGUGCCCCUCAGUGCCGUCUCCGUGAUAGCAAGCGCCAUCAUCGGAAUCAUAUUCAUCAAGGAAAAAUGGAAACCUAAGGACUUUGUGAGACGCUAUGUCUUGUCCUUUGUUGGCUGUGGCUUGGCCAUCGUGGGCACCUACCUGCUAGUGACAUUUGCACCCAACAGUCAUGAGAAGAUGACAGGCGAGAACAUCGCCAGGCACCUUGUAAGCUGGCCAUUUCUCCUGUACAUGCUGGUGGCAAUCGUCCUGUUCUGCCUGCUGCUCUACUUCUACAAGGAGAGGAAUGCCAACAGCAUCGUUGUGAUUCUCCUCCUGGUGGCCCUGCUUGGUUCCAUGACAGUGGUGACAGUCAAGGCCGUGUCAGGGAUGCUGGUGCUGUCCAUCCAAGGCAACCUGCAGCUGGACUACCCCAUCUUCUACGUGAUGGUGGUGUGCAUGGUGGCCACCGCCAUCUAUCAGGCCACGUUUCUGAGUGAAGCCUCCCAGAUCUAUGACUCCUCCUUGAUCGCCAGCGUUGGCUACAUCCUGUCCACAACAGCGGCCAUCACAGCAGGUGCGAUCUUCUACCUGGACUUCCUUGGGGAGGAAGCUCUGCACAUCUGUAUGUUUGCACUGGGGUGCCUCAUCGCCUUCUUGGGCGUGUUCCUAAUCACUCGAAACAGAAAGAAGGCCAUUCCGUUCGAGCCCUAUAUUUCCAUGGACGCCAUGCCAGGUAUGCAGGACAUGCAUGCCAAAGGGACGACGGUCCAGCCUGACCUCAAAGCUUCUUUCUCCUACGGAGCCUUGGAAAGCAACGACAGCAUUUCUGAGCUCUACACCCCGGCCACACUGCCCGUCAUGCAGGAGGAGCACAGCUCCAGGAGCACCCCUGGGGUUCCCUACCGCGUCCUGGAGCACACCAAGAAGGAAUGAUCGGCCUCCCUUUGGGGUGUCACUGCCCGGAGGUCACCAUGGUUCCACUCUUCAUUGAACAAACUGCCUUUCAAGUAUCCUGGUUUCAGAAGAAAAAACUCUGUACAAGAUGGCCUUGCAAGGCCCCUGUCUCUCGGGCAGAGAAGCCAUUCGAUGACCUUGGCUUUGGAAAUUUCAAAUAGCAGGGGAGAAUCCCAGGUGGGCUAUGUGGCCGGUUAAGCUAGUGGAAGUUGAAGCCAUUUUAUCUCCUUGGACAGUCAGUGAGCGUCAGGUAAUGGUCACAGGCUUCCACACAUUUCCUUGGAGUAAAAGCAAGACAGUGAGUCUGCCCCCUCUUUGCAAAUCCAGCAAAUGGCUGGCGACCUCCACCAUUGGUCUUCCUCUACCCAGCACGCAUGUCUCAGCUCUACCUAGUUCACUCACCAUUCUGUAACUCAGAGGAUACUGCUGUCCCUUUUGCCAACCUUGCGUGGAAAAAGCAGUCGUUUGCACCUUCCUGGCGGACAUGGACCUUCCCAUCGCCUGGGUCCAUCUGUGAAGACCGGGCGGUGUUUACUGGGUCUGUUCUGAAAACUGGCUUCGUUCCAGUCCUUAGAGAUUAUUCCAUUGCUUCCUCCCUCCAAAGAAGCCGAGAGAACAGAGGCAGAGGGGGACAGGAGCGGGGGGGGGGGGGCGCUUUCAGCCCACUCUGUUUCCAGCUAGUUAAAAAGGUUGGGAGAGUCGGAGUCUCCUGAAGAUCCACUUCAGUCUCCUCCCCGUCCUCCCCUUUUCUCCCGCUAGCUAAGCCUCAGCUGCUAUUUCACAGCCUGGUUCAGGCAGAACAGGCAUUUUCACACACAGGUCUACAGCUUUCUUCCUGUUUAUUCUGUGAGUGGCCUCCCCCUCUCCCUCCCCCACUCCCCAACCAAUGCACACACUUGAGAAUAGCUGGCAAAGGCUUGCAGGCUUUGACAGGCAUUAGAAUUUCCGAGGAGUUUCUUUAAAAUGUAAAUUCCUUGCUCCAACUGGAGUGACCUGGAUCAGUGGGCCUGGGAUGGGACCCAACAGCCUGCAUCAUCUCGGAGAUCUGAGCCCCAGAGAGCAUACCCCCUCCGAAGCCUUCUCACAGACCACUAAUUCCCAAGGGACCACACAACCCAGAAAGUUUAAACCUCCAGUUUCUUACCCUCUCAGGGCUCUGUAGGCAAGCUAUAUGGGCCCUUCGGACCUGUGGCAGUCCCUACCCAGUGAACACCACUGGAGAGUGGCAGUGUUAAUAGGUCAGUGUUUGAUAUGCCGUCCUUGGCAUGUCUCUUCACACCCAAACAGUGCUCUGACUUCAGAACUCUGCCAUCUGCUACAGAGCCUACAACCACUUCUGUAUUUCUUCUUGACCAUGUCUGUAUUGUGGCUCGCAUGCCUGAGGUUGAAAUGGGAACAGAGAAAGGGCUCUUCAACUCAGCCCAACAGCAGUAGGCCCUGGGUGCUUUUCUGAGGUCCUGGGGGCUGUUUUACCAUAUAUCUCUCACCCACAAAGCUACAAGCAUUAUACAUAGUUCUGCCCACCAGGACUGCAGGGGGACGGACACACCAGGAACCUAGGGCAGGGCAGGCUGUGUGGCAGAGAGGCCUAGCCUCACGGAGGUUUGCCAUAAGGCUAAGCCCUGAACUCAAUAGUUGUUCCGAUUGGAAACGAUUUCCAUGCAAUCAUGGUGGAAAUAUAGCUAAGAUUAGAGAAGUGGGUGAUCACACCCUCGCCCUGAAAGGAAAUGGGCAGCUCUGGAAAAUCAGAGGUUGGAACCAGGGUUGCCAAAGAGCCCAGGGAUGUGAUAAAAGAUGAAUAUCGAAAGACAAGCAGUGGACCUGAAGCACAGUGGCUCACACCCGUGACUUGGAAGACGUUGUUCUUUCCUUCAGGAGGAUAGCCGCAAAUUCUAGGCUAACCUGGACUACCAAGUGAGACCCUGUCUCAAAACAAGAUUAGCAGCAAAGAUAAUCAUAAAAGAGGUGUGAUUGGCUGGCAGAGGCAAGUAUCCCAGAGGACAUGGGAGCCACUGAAGAGUCACAAGGAAGAGCAUAACAGAGUCAGCACCUAUUGGGAACGAGACCCUGUUCUGUGGCAGCAGAGAAAGAUGGAGCAAGAAGUCACCUUUCAGGGUCAGACUCCAGGCCCCUAAGAACAAAGAAAGCUUCUGUUCUGAUCGCUGGUAGGGAUUGGGACGUGGGUGGUGUACGCAAAGAAGUAAGCAGGUUUCCCUGUGGCAAACCCGGGCUGGCACCCAUCAUUUUGGCAUGGUAUGUAUGCCCAGCCUCAUUCUGCCCCUUCCCUGCUCCUGUGGGCUGUUUAGCCAUGGCCAGCCUGAGAUACAGGUGCACUGUAACCGCAGGUGAUGCAGAAGAGGUAGGCCGUGCCACCCAGGAACUGCUUCCUGGGGCCUGGGCAGCUUGAUGGCUUUCAGGUUGGGGACAGUAGCUACCAUCAUACAAAAAGAGCCAUGAGAGAUGAGCAGAAAGGCCUUUGAGCUCCUGAGUGGAGAUGGGGCAGGGCAGUCAGGCAGUGGGAGACCCGAGUUCCCCCACAGUCCUAGAUGCCCUGCUUGGCCCCAGGUGUCACUGGAUUGUCAUUUUACAGCAGGGCUGCCCUGUUGGUAGAAUGAGGAAGGGGAAGACCAACUUUCUACCCACAACCCUGUUUUCCCUCGUGGCUCUGACAUCACCCACCCACUCCCAUCCUUCCCCACCCCUAUCCUGAAGCCAGGCAUUCAGUCUGUAGCCCAGGCUGAUCUUGAAAUCUCAAUCCUCUUGCCUCCACCUCUGGAGUGCUGGGAUUACAGAUGUGUACUACUGUGUCCAUCUGAACUCCCCUGGCCACAGGGUCUCUCUCCCAGCCACAAGGCACUCCAACAGGUUCAUUAACCAUGGGUUGAACUUCAUUUGUUCGCUUGUCUUCCUCCCUGAACCCCGAUCCGAAUCUCUGUUCUGCGGGUUGGGUUCCAGAUUAGACAUUAGAACAGAUGUGAUUGCACACUGCUGCUUUCAGAGGUGGGGUCCUGACUCCAUGCUGUGGCCUGAUGGUACUCACACUCUCAGCACUAAGGUUUGGGGUUCAUCAUGGACCUGAGUACUGGGGGUCGGGGGGAGGUUGUCUUUCCAGUGGACCUGGCCAGCUUGAGGGUAUCGUGGGAACAGACGCAGGUGGCCAUCAGAGAAGGACUGAGCCCUGCCCACCCUGCAGGCUCGCAGAUUUCAAACGUGACCCAACUCUAGCUGACACUGAAACCACCCUGUAAAUGAAGUCACUCUAGAACAUAGUCUCUGUAGAUGCUUUAUAUUUUUGUUAAAUGUCAAAACUGACACAGCAUGUGUUAUUUUGCAGAAGUGUGUAUACUGUGUGCAGAUAACAUUGUAAAGCGGUAUUUAAUUAAACAUCCAAGCAGUUCUUGCAGAGUUCGGA
Molecule: messenger RNA, 5157 nt
Organism: Mus caroli (Ryukyu mouse)
Lineage: Eukaryota; Metazoa; Chordata; Mammalia; Rodentia; Muridae
Gene: Nipal3
Product: NIPA like domain containing 3
Biological process (GO): magnesium ion transport
Cellular component (GO): membrane
Molecular function (GO): magnesium ion transmembrane transporter activity
Source: RefSeq, a predicted model, not a curated record